AUGUUCGAUGUGAUGUUCCGUGGUAAAAUGGCCGGUAUUCGGAACCGUGAGAAUUUCACCGACGAAGAUCUAGAAGCAUGGAAACAUGUGUUUAGUCAAAAAGGCUCCUUGUUUAGGUGCCCUCCUGGACCAAUAAACUAUUACCGUAAUGUGCCGAACGCUCGUCCGCUCAAAGGUGAAGACCGCAUAUGUAAAGUUGAAUAUUGCCAGCACGGUCAGUUGAAGUUCAUCGAAGGUGCUUCUCACUGGGUGAUGCAGGACGAGCCCUCUCAAGUCAACCAAUUAGUGGAAGAGUUUCUUGCCACACCCAUUCGCGAACUAAUCACGCCUUCUCCGUCGAAGUAG
Cooperia oncophora is the source of this 345-nucleotide messenger RNA. NCBI's taxonomy places the organism in Eukaryota, Metazoa, Nematoda, Chromadorea, Rhabditida, Trichostrongylidae. The record is from the annotation of a GenBank genome assembly.